Molecule: messenger RNA, 2178 nt
Organism: Saccharomyces eubayanus
Lineage: Eukaryota; Fungi; Ascomycota; Saccharomycetes; Saccharomycetales; Saccharomycetaceae
Gene: NUP2
Product: nucleoporin NUP2
Exons: 1
Coding region: 1-2178 (725 amino acids)
Biological process (GO): protein import into nucleus; protein export from nucleus
Cellular component (GO): nuclear pore; cytoplasm
Molecular function (GO): GTPase activator activity; structural constituent of nuclear pore
Source: RefSeq, a predicted model, not a curated record
AUGGCUAAAAGAGUUGCCGAUGCGCAAAUACAACGGGAAACGUAUGAUUCUAAUGAAUCAGACGAUGACAUGAACCAAUCAACUAAAGUUGCAUCGUCAGAUGUCAUGAAUAGAAGAAAAAUUGCCAUGCCUAAACGCAGGAUGGCAUUUAAACCGCUUGCUACCCCAGCAUCUGAUGAAUCAAAAAUUGCGAGCUCCUUCAAUCCUUUGAAACAGGCAAAUAACAGUGAAGCAAAAGCUGAUAAUGAUCACACUACUCAAAAUAAUUCGAAACUAAAAGCACUAAAUUUGCAAUUUAAAACCAAGAUAGACGAGCUAGUUUCAAGCGAGCCUUUGGCAGAUUUGAGACCUCUCUUAACCAAAUAUGAAGAGUAUAUAAAGAGCAUUCUAAAAGCGUCCGAAGAAUCCACAGAAAGCUCAAAACCGUCUAUUCAAGAGAAUGGCGGUAAGCUUGAAAAAGUGGAAGAUGACCAAGAGAGUUCUGAUUCUUCAUCGGACGAAGAAGUUAAAGUGGAAGGGCCUAAAUUUACAAUCAACUCCAAACCCAUUACUUCAGAUUCGGUUUUCUCAUUUGGCACCAAGAAGGAAAAGCCCAAAAAGGAGGAAAGUGAUAGCGAAAGUGAUAUAGAAAUUAAGGGCCCCGAAUUCACCUUUUCUGGAGCUGUUUCAAGCGAAAUAUUUAAGCUAAAUCCAAGCAUAGAAAAGAGUGAUAAGAGUGAUGAGAAGAGCGAAGCUGCUCCCAAACCAUUUUCAUUUACUUCAACCACGCCAAGCUCAACCACCGAAGAAAACGAGGUUAAAAACCCUUUUUCAUUUACAGCUUCUACCAAGAAAAAUGAGAGCGAUAAUGUAAACAUCAAACCUUCGUUUACUUUUGGAGCACAAGAUGUUGUAGAUACCCAAACUAAAAAGCCAUCUUUUAUGUUUGGUCAAACGGCGGCCAAACCAUCUCAACAAAAUAGUUCCUUUACAUUUGGUGUUGCGAAAAAUGAAAGCACGAAUGAAGACUUUAACUCAAAGCCCGUAAACUCUGACGAUGGCAAUGAGACUAAAUCAUCUUUUACAUUUUCAAUGCCCAAUAAAAAUACAUCAGAUGCAACUAAGCCAUCCUUUUCUUUCGGAGCUUCAACCUCCUCUAAUGCGGCCUCAAAACCGGGGCUUUCGUUUGGUUCAGUAACAAUACCAACAAAAGAAGCCAAUACGAACGAUAGUAACAAUAAAGUCGAAAAGCCCAUCUCAAAGCCUGCCUUUGGCUUUCUAUCUAAUACUGAUAGUGAGAAAAACGCCGAAAAGGAAGAAGGGUCCAAACCUGUUUUUUCAUUUGGGAAAACAAGUGAAAAUGACAACGAAGGCUCUGUCAAACCUGUGAUCUCUUCUGGAUUCGGAAGCGAAAAUAAUAACAAGGAGGCAGCAAAGCCGGCGUUUUCAUUUGGAAAAAGUACUGCAACCGAUUUAGACGCCGGUAGUAAGCCCCCUGCGUUUACAUUUGGCUCUAUAGCUGGUGACAAUAAGGAGGUCACCAAAACCGAUGCCAAGCAACCUUUCUCAUUCGGUACUGCUUCAUCAAAUGGCGCUCCUUCAUUUUCAUUUGGAAACACAACAAAUUCGCCUCCUAACCCUUCGGCGGCUCCUGCUCCUGCUAUACCAUCGACCGGCUUUAAAUUUUCAUUGCCAUUUGAGCAAAAGGGAGGCCAGACCUUCUCAGAUAAUAAAAAUGAGGAAUCAACAACAAAAAUGACACCAGCUGAUCCAAAAGGUCCCAGUAAUGUCGACACAGCCUCAGAAGAAUCGAAACCACUGGAUUUGCAGAAUGGUGAAGAGGAUGAGAUAGCUUUAUUUUCACAACGAGCAAAAUUGAUGACGUUCAAUUCCGAAACUAAAUCCUACGAUUCUAAGGGUGUAGGUGAAAUAAAGCUUCUACAGAGGAAGGAUGACCCCUCAAAAGUUCGUCUACUUUGUAGAUCUGAUGGUAUGGGUAACAUAUUACUCAAUGCAACCGUUGUCGAGUCAUUCAAGUAUGAGCCUUUAGCUCCAGAAAAUGAAAAUCUUAUCAAAACACCAACUGUAGCAGCUGAUGGAAAACUAACAACUUACAUUGUCAAGUUUAAGCAAAAGGCAGAAGGCCGCUCAUUCACAAAAUCUAUCGAAGAUGUCAAGAGAGAAAUGAAAAACGUAUAA